AUGUCGAUGUUCCGUGCCAAGAAGCUCGAUCUGGGCUGUUUCGUCAACAUUCGGACGAUUCGUGACCACACCAAGCGCCAGGUCUUCAUGGAGCACGAGCCCGAGAGGCAAGCUCUCCGCCACAUCAUCCGCAACGCGACCCUCCCUCCCCGUGUGCGCGCAGAGGCGCAGCUCCAGCUGUCGCAGAUGCACUCCUACACCCGCUCGACUCAGAUCCGCAACCGCUGCAUCCUGGGAGGCAAGUCAAGGGGUGUCUUCCGUGACUUUAAGAUGACGAGGUACAACUUCCGUAUGCAGGCCUACGAGGGCAACCUGCCUGGUGUGAAGAGGGCCAGUUGGUAA
Messenger RNA from Colletotrichum siamense, 342 nucleotides. RefSeq names its product 37S ribosomal protein MRP2. The transcript has 3 exons. Lineage: Eukaryota; Fungi; Ascomycota; Sordariomycetes; Glomerellales; Glomerellaceae. Gene Ontology annotation, cellular component: ribosome; mitochondrial small ribosomal subunit. The record is from RefSeq and is a predicted model, not a curated record. Gene Ontology annotation, molecular function: structural constituent of ribosome. The coding region runs from base 1 to 342 and encodes 113 amino acids. Gene Ontology annotation, biological process: translation.